CGCUCCGGGCGCGGGCUGCAGAUGUCGGACCGGCAGGCGGCUGAGGGGCCGGGCUUCUGGAGCCCCGCGGCGCGUCCGGGGUCGGCCGGCGGUGCUGGAAGAGACGGCCUGGGAGAGCAGGGCAGCCGGGCGGCGGGCUCAGAUAACGAAGAUCUAGACAACGCCAAGGCCACCGCUCCGUUGGCCUCUGUUUCGGAUCCAGAACCCCAUUCCUCCCCUGACAGGCUGCAGAUGGUGUCGCCGGGAAGCAAGGAUGCCAAGGAAGACCUGCGGAAAGACGCCAGCACCUUGGAGGCUCAGGCCUUGGUGGACCAGGAUUCGCUGCCGGCAGGCCAGGCCCAGGUCCUGCACGAGAGUCCUGUCAUACAGAUGGCCAAGUACCAAGUACCAAAAAGGUCUGGGGACAUGGUUAUGAUCCAGUCGGAGCACACGGGAGCCAUCGAUGUUCUUUCAGCUGACUUGGAAUCUGCAGACCUUCUUGGCGACCACAGAAAAGUCUCCCCGCCUCUGAUGGCGCCUCCGUGCAUCUGGACCUUUGCCAAGGUGAAGGAAUUCAAGAGCAAGCUAGGCAAAGAAAAGAACAGCCGGCUGGUGGUGAAGCGGGGAGAGGUGGUGACCAUCCGGGUGCCCACCCACCCAGAGGGGAAGCGCGUCUGCUGGGAGUUUGCAACCGACGACUACGACAUUGGCUUUGGAGUGUACUUCGACUGGACGCCCGUCACCAGCACUGACAUCACCGUGCAGGUCAGCGAUUCCAGUGAGGAUGAGGAUGAAGAAGAGGAGGAGGAGGAAGAGAUUGAAGAACCUGUCCCAGCAGGAGAUGUGGAGAGGGGUUCGAGGAGCUCCCUGAGGGGCCGCUAUGGGGAGGUCAUGCCUGUGUACCGGCGGGACAGCCACCGGGACGUGCAAGCUGGCAGCCAUGACUACCCCGGCGAAGGCAUCUACCUGCUCAAGUUCGACAACUCCUACUCGCUGCUGCGCAACAAGACUCUCUACUUCCACGUGUACUACACCAGCUGAAGGGCCGGCCAGGGGGCGGGCCGUUACUUGCUGGCUGAAGCAGGCUGCCAGCCAGGGCCUCUUGCUUUGGAUGGGCAGGAGCUGAGAGUUCAGUGGGAGGCUCCGGAGCCUCUCGCCCUGCCUGGCAUGCCUGACUGUCGACCCCACGUAGCUUCUUCCCUUCCUGGCUGGCUUCUGCAGGUGGUGGUGUAGUGCCCCUGUGCUGUGGUCCCUGACGCGUGCUCUCUUUGCUUCAGACUCCAGCAGAAUCCCUCUGAGAAGGCACCUGCCAGGCGAAAGCCUCAAAGGAAGUAGGUUGUCGUCUUUUAAAACUACCUUUGUUUCGGUACAAGGUUUAUCAUCCAGAUGCUGCUCUCGCGAGCCCGUAUCGCCGAUGCUUUAGUGGCGCCCAGUCUUUUUACUUUGGGAGGUGCCAGAAGAGGGACAAGCACAUUGUCCAGGAAGGAGUCCAGUGUCUUGGAUGGAGCGAGCUCCGUCCAGCCUCUCACCACUGCCAUAUUCCCGCCUGCUGGGCAUUCCUGGUCUCCAGCGCAGGCUGCGAGAGCCCACUGCCUUUGGAGGACAGCGUGCUUCCUAAUGGUUGCCCUCCUCCUCUCCGCCCAGUCCUCAGCGUAUCUUUCUGCCCUCUCGGCAAGAACUUUCGUUCAGUCUAGGUGGUGUUCUGUGUGACCUGAGCUCUUCCAGCGCGAAAGCUGCCUCUGGCACUUCCUGUUCUGGGAGCUGCUUUCCCUCCCCAAGGCCACUGGUGACCCGAGCAGGGAGGGCGGAAGUAAGGGACUGAAAUGAUCUGAGCCCAGGUGUUUGAACGUCAGGUGUUGUCGUUUUUUUUCUUUUAUAAAAGAAGGAGGGAUGUCAUCUGAGAGAGAAGGUUAAACAUAAAAAACGCCAUCCGAUUCCCCACCACCCUUUCCUUCUCUGUUGAGAGCAGAAGUGUCACUGAGAAAUUCGCCUUUGCAGUCAAAUGCGGUGAAACCCCGUCAGGUUUCCCAAGCUGCUGGAUUUCCUCUCUUGCAUCGAGGGCUUAAAGCUUUUGAGGUUCAAAGUCCCUUAGCAAAAGUGAUAACGAAGCUUCUGUGUCGCUGCUGAGCGUGUUUGUUCUUGACCAACCAAAGCUUGUGUUUCCCUGGCGACGGCUUUUCCCGCUGGCCCAGGAGUGCACGGAGUGCAGGCGGUGCCAGUGUGGGGGCCUCCAGAGGAGGAGAAGGAGAUGCGGUGGGACCCCGGCAGGCAGCUGUGCCUCCACCUCUCUUUCUCUUUGUGUUAAAUCUGUUGCUGCCUCCAAAUUCUGAGGAAUAGCUAGAUUUAUUUAUUACCGUAUUUAUUUUUCUUAAGCACAUUUCAUUUUACAUUUGAAACAGUUCCCAUCUGUUUCUCAGAAGGCUUCCCACCUGUUCUGAGCCACAGGGCCACCUUUGUAUGGAGUUAAAGAGGAUGACUACGGUAGGAGAAUUUGAGAAGUAAGGCCAUUGCGUUCCUGCAGGUCAGUCCGGGAUCCGUGGGGGAGGAGCUCCCUGUUUGGGGAACAGCCCAGCACUCCCCACACGGCAUCCUGCUGGGGAUGGAGCACCAAGGAACCCAGGCUUCCUGCCCUUUGUCCCCUCUGAGGAGUCACCUUGACUUGCUCUUCCCCUCAGCUGGCUCCUUUGACGUGUGAAGGCCUCACCCCAAGCCUCUCCCUGUGGGAGCAGAGCCCCUCCCAGUAGCUCUGUGGUAGCCACUGCCUCCCGUGCCCUCUCUCCCCUGGGAGCAAAGGCCCAAGUAGGACAGGAUGCUGUGGGUGGCCAGCGCAUCUGCGGUCUCCGAGCAGCGUCAUACCUCCAUCAUUUUAUAUCUGCAAGUGCAUUUUGUAGAGGAUUACUCUGGCCAAAAUUUAUAUAUCUUGUAAGAAAUUCCUUUUGUGACGGUCUAUCUCAGUGACUGUCUGAUGCAAAACAGACGUGCUGUGUGCGUCAUUCCACCCGAGCACCGAGUGACCGCUCUUUCAUCAUCGACGUUGAACCAUGCCUUAGCUAAUUGAAUAUAAUCUUUGUAAAAUAAUUUUCUACAGAGCUGUUUUCCAGUGAGCCGAAGACUUGCUCGCAUUUCCUGUGUAUCAUUAUUAUUUUCUGACUUUCUCCUGAAAUGUCUCGAAUGAGCAUCAGGCCCUGCAUACCAAGCUCCCAGGGGUAACACUUAUUUAUUUUGUGUUCCUGCCGGGAGAGUCCUUUUGCUUACUUUCUCUGGAACCCCAGUCCUCUUGUGUCAGGUGUGCCUGCUGCCGUGCUGUCAGUCACUGUGGAAGUGCUGGGCACGCUGGCAUUUCAUUCCAUGCUGAGUUUUCCUCAACAGUCUCUUCUUUGUUGUUGUUGCAUUAGCACAAAACAGCUCAAGGAAGAUAUCUUCAUGCUCUAAUUCAUUUACAAUUCUCAUAUGAAAUUUCUGAAAUUGAACUUUAGAGAUGAACUAUCAUUCACUGAGGCACAGUGAGUCGCUGAGAACUGGUAGAUAUAAGAGGUGGCCAUUUCAUCCUUCCCUCCCUGCCCAAGUCUGUAGGGCUGAACAGUGAGAUGACAGGUGUUUGCUUUUAUCCUCAUUCUGUACUCUUGAGGAGAAAUAAGUUGUUAACAGUCAGCUUAAAGAAAGCACUUCACAGUAGGGGAGAGAUGAGAAACCUCUGCACAGGUUUUGUUGAGUUUUGCUGCUUUGUUGAGGGAUGGGGCUUUUAAAAAGGAAGACGUGUCUAAAGUUAAUUUUUUCCAACUUUGUAUUAUGAAAAAAUUCCAGCAAAAAAGAAAAUUUAGCUGAAGUAUAAACACACACACACACACACAUACACGCACAUACACACACACACAUGGAUUUUUUUAAAAAAGCAAACUGCCAUUUUUUAAGCAAAGGUGACUGGUUCUGUUUCUUUGGACAAGUGUCUAGCUGAAGAAUGUUCCCUGCACAGACACAGCAGUGUCCUGUGUCAGAGGGCCCCCGAGGUUCUGCAGGCUCCUUCCAUUCAGCGUGGGUUACCUGGGAGGAGGUCUCCGCAGAAACCUCUCUUGGUGCUGGGUCUCCGCUUCCGUCCGCCUAGCCUCUCUGCUGUUCUCUCUAAUUGGCAGGCCACUGUGAACCUGCCCUGGGGGACUUUAUUCCAGUCUCUGUUGCAUUAGACACGUCCUCAGGACUCUGGAAUUAAAACUCAGACCGUGGGUAACGUGUGGUAGCUUUGUCAUGGAAAGAGGCAGCAACUUGCAGUGACGCCAUCUUUAAUUAUUUUUUUUUCCUAAAUGAAUUGGUUCUUGUGCUUUAAGAAUAUUUUUAUUGUUAAUUUAGGAAAGAAAAGCUCAGACUUUUUAAAAAGGUGUAUAUUGUCCCAUUAUAAGAUGGAAUUGGAAGGAUUAAAUAUGUAAGCUCACUAUCUUAUAUUAAUCACUGAAAUUAGAUAUUGUACAAUCUAUAAUCCAUAGGAAAUUAUUAGAGUUUAUGGCAUUUUUUUUGGAAAAUUUAUUUAUUUAUUUGAAGGUCAGAGAGGGAGAUUCUCCAUCUGCUAAUUCACUUCUCCAGGUAGCCAUAACAGCCAGGGCUGGCAAGGAUAUAGCCAGGAGCCAGGAGCUUCAUCUGGGUCUCCCACAUUGGGUGAUCUUCCACUGCUCUUCCCAGGUCAUCAGCAGGGAACUGGAUUGAAAGUGGAGUAGCAGGGACUCGAACCGGUGCCCACAUGGGAUGCCAGCAUCACAGAGGGGUGACUCUACUUGCUGCUCCUCCACAUAGGCCCCCAGAGCUUGUUUUUGAUGAGCCCUACCCAGUCACUCUUUAAGAGAAUUAGGUGAGGGACUGGUGCAGUGGCGUAGCUGGUAAAGCUGCCGCCUGCAGUGCUGGCAUCCCAUAUGAGCACCGGUUCAGGUCUCAGCUGUUCCACUGCUGAUCCAGCUCUCUGCUGUGGCCUGGGAAAGCAGUAGAAGAUGGCCCAAGUCCUUGGGCCCCUGUACCCUUGUGGGAGAUAUGAAGGAAGCUCCUGGCUUCGGAUCAGUGCAGCUCCAGACGUUGCAGCCAACUGGGGAGUGAACCCACCAGAUGGAAGAUCUCUCUCUCCCUUUCCUUCUCUCUCUGUAACUCUGAUUUUCAAAUAAAUAAACAAAUCUUUUUUUAAAAAAAGAGAGAGCGUAUUAGGUGAAACCCAAACCUUAGUGUCUGUGUUUUUAUAUUUGCUUUUUAAGGCCAUGUCUGUGCAAAUGUUGCUUUUUAACUAUGAAGACUGUGAUUUUAAGGUAUGCAGCUGAGUGAUCCUAAUAUCUACAUAAACAUUUUUUGUUUUCAUGGAGACUGAGGGAGGGGCAUGGAUUAAACAGUUUUGUGCUGUUCCAGAACUGCCUAUUAAAAAUGGAUAUAGCAAAGCAUGAAAGAAUAAAAUGAAGGGGAGAAGAGAGCAAAGCUGUUGAAUAGACCCCAGAAUUCUGCUCCUGUCCUGGUCUCGUUGACUGCUUUAGUUUGCAUUUUGUUGGCUGGAAUCGUUCUUAAAGUUAGAAGCCUCCCUGGUUCUCACUGUUGCUUGUCGAGAAAACCCAAGCCCGCUUGGCUGUCUUUCCUGAUGGGAUCGACUUUAAAAAAAUUCCGAGUAGGUUUCCCCUGCUGCAGGCACUGCUGAUGAGAGGACUGACUUCACCUCCCUGCACUGGAGAAGGCUCGUGGGUGUCGCAGGUGCGGAGCUGUAGUCACAGCUGGCUUUGACUGUUACCAAGAAGCGGGUGAAAUGGGUUCAUUUUGACCUACGUCACAGAAGAGCCAAAAACUACCACUGAGUUUGUGGAAACCCCUGUAGGCCCGCCUCCCUGUAAUGUGUGUGCCGUGGCCACAUAGCAGUAAAUGGAGCGUGUCAGUUUUCUCCCGUUGACAACUGUCAUUCAGAGUUUGUCCUGGAGCUAACAGGUGCCCACUGGCCCCUUCACCUAGUUUCUUUCCUUGUGGCCAAAAGUGUAGAAUGCCUAGAAACCUGAAUCUGCUGCAAAGGGGAUAAGCACCUUCCCUCCAGGAUCCCAUUGGUUGAAAAUAAUUAGAAAGUGAUUUUCUGUUGGAAGGAAGGUAAUUUCAUUUGGUUGUUGUUGGGAGGGAUAGCUAGGUAAGGGAUUGGUGUUCUUCAUAGAGACCAAGUCAUUGUAUUCCUUGUGUAUUGGACUGUGCUCCGGGAGCCAUGAUGCGCGCUUCUUUGGGAGUGUAAGGAGGGAAUAGGUGUCUAAAGCCAGUCACUCUCUGGGUACCUUCUUUUCACUGUCCCAAGUUCCCUUUGUUCCUGGUGGCCUCUCUUCUGGGAAGGGGAGGAGGCACUCACUUUGUGUCUGGUGAUGGUUGGUGGCAGUCACACCCACCCAGCACUUGUUGACAUCCCAGCUAUUUAGGUUAAGGUAGCCGUUCUGACCCAAAGGGUUCGAGAAACUGCAAAGCAUUGUGUGUCCAGAUCGGGAACUGCUGCACCCUCUGAGGUGUCUCAGUGUCCCUGGUUGGAACCAGGAAGGCCACACAAAGCCCUUCCUGUUUGAACCCCUUGUGCCUACAGCCUGUAAUGGCUCUUUUACAAAUAGUCAUUCCUCGUGGACCAAGUCCAGAGGCGAGACAUUGGCUUUGAAGUUAUGGGUCCUAGUCACCGCACCCUCGAAACCCAGAGCUGCAGCCUUCUUUUUAAACUCCUCAGAGAGCUGUCAUUUCAGGUAGCUGGUUUUGGCUUAUCUGGGGGGUAAAAGAACUGUGAGAAUGACUUUCAGGGCACAAGGUGUGUUUUCUGAAGUUCUGACACAGGAUCACGAACCGUUCUGACGUUUGGGUUGAUAUAUCAUCGUAGACAGCGUUACUGAAGAUUUGCAGUCAGUUUAAGGGACCUCUUCCUGAACUCUACCACUCAGGGUCAAAAUGCUUACUCUGCAGUGCUCUUUGUUUUUGAUUAUUACAAUUGAUUCUAAGUCCAGGUUGAGAAUCACCUGGAAAAUAUUAUCUUAGUUCCUUCCCUCAUGUCCUCAACAGCACAUUUCAUUAAGAAAAUCCAUAUUUAAGUAUCACCUGUGACCUCCUCUGAGCUUACUGUCUUGUAAGUGAAUUAGCUUUCACUUGAUGAAGCGGAAUUAUUUCUGUUUUGCUGUAUGAGCGAGCGAGUGCAGAUCGGCGGAAGCAGUCUUGUAACCAGGACUUCGGUGUUCCCAUUUUCCUUUAAGAACGAUGGGAAGUGAUCUGAAAUUCCCAGAAGUCAGCUGCUCUAGAAUCAAAGUGAUGGACAGAAAAGCCAGACUUUGGGUAAUUAGAACAGAGGGAGGAGCUUGAAGGUCUCCUCAGUGACCCCGGGCCACCGAGCCUCUGGUUCCAAAGGGCCUGCAGCGGCGCCACGGCCGCAGAUCUGUCCGGUGCUGGAAAGAUGAUCGUGUGGUCUUGGCAAAUAUUUCAGCGAUGGGCAGCCCUGAGGGUGUUCUUUCCUCACUGAUGUCUGCAUCCUGCCUGAUGCUGAUGCCAUAAAAAGGAUCUGGAGGGGAAACUGUGUCACCGUCUUGUUGUUUUUUUUUCCUUCUGAAAAACACAAGUACCCAGCGACUUGUUGUACUUGUUCCCAAUCAUGAGAAAUGCUGUCAGCAGCUACGAUUUCUAAGUACAGAGCUCUGUACCAAAUUGUUACUGAAUUAUUAUAUCCUGCAGAGUGGUUUUCCUUUUAAAAUGCCCUAUUUAUAACCCUGCGGCAUUGAAUAUGCUACUGUGACACACUGAUGACCCUGGGCUGUGGUUCUCGUGGUUUUCUAUCAUGUAACAGUUUUGUGAUGCUUUUGUGCAUUCUUUGUCGUCUCUUCGAGUUUUGAAAUCUGUCAUAAAUAAACUUUUUCACUAUGCAC
This is a messenger RNA of Lepus europaeus (European hare), 7853 nucleotides long. RefSeq names its product transmembrane p24 trafficking protein family member 8 (gene TMED8). The transcript is spliced from 6 exons. NCBI's taxonomy places the organism in Eukaryota, Metazoa, Chordata, Mammalia, Lagomorpha, Leporidae. The record is from RefSeq and is a predicted model, not a curated record. The coding region runs from base 22 to 1020 and encodes 332 amino acids.